AUGCCUCUGCACCUCCUAGGCAAGAAGAGUUGGCAUGUCUACAACACAGCCAAUGUCGAGCGGGUGCGCCGCGAUGAAGCCGACGCUCAGGCCAGGGAGGAGGCGGAGGAACAGCGCAUGCAGGAGGAGGAUGCAAGCCGACGAAUCGCGAUUCUUCGCGGCGAGAAACCUGCUGCUGCUGCACUCCCUCCACCGUCUUCGGCCACGGAAGAGGCCGCGGGGAUCCGGCAUGACCGUCCACGAGAACGUAAGCGAAGACGAUUGCGCGACGAGGAUGACACGGCGAGGGAGAUCAGGUAUGCGCGUGAAGAUGCCGAAGAAGCAGGACAGCAGGCACGCCGAGCGCUGGAACAUAGUCAUGUCCACCACAGUCAGAAUCGGGACGCCGAUGCGCCGCUCGUCGAUCACGCAGGACAUUUGCAAUUGAUUCCUGUGCCUGACGAGAAAGCCUCAUCACGGAAGGCGGGAAAGAAUGCAGAGGUCGAAGCGGAGAAAGCUAAGAAGCGCAAGCGUAAGGAGGAUCAAGUCACGAUGAGAUUCUCCAAUGCGGCGGGUUACCAGCAGGGAUUGCAGAAGCCGUGGUAUGCUUCCAACAAGCGUGCCAAGCCCGAUGCCGAUCCUGCUUCUGCUUCUGCUGAAGACGGAGCCCUAACGCUGACGGCAGUGCAAGAGAAAGACGUCUGGGGCAACGACGACCCCAGACGUAAGGAGCGAGAGCGCUCUCGUAUCUCCUCUAGUGACCCUUUCGCAGCGAUGCAGAACGCGCAAAAGCAGCUCAAGCAGAGCACGAGGGACAAGGAGAAAUGGGAGCUGGAACAGUACCGAGAACUUGAGAAGCUGAAACGGGAACAACGUGGCGAGAGGAAACACCGUCGACAUCAUCAUCACCGUAAGCACACGGCGCGUGGGGAAGACGACAUAGCCUCGCUAGAUAACUUCAGCCUAGAUGCUCCGACAAAAGUGAAGUCAGGGGAGAAGUCUGAACCCCGACACCGUCGUAGACGUAGUAGAAGUCGCUCAUUCGAGCGCUACAGCCAUCGGCGGUCAUAG
Messenger RNA from Recurvomyces mirabilis, 1050 nucleotides. RefSeq lists its product as uncharacterized. The coding region runs from base 1 to 1050 and encodes 349 amino acids. The transcript has a single exon. The record is from RefSeq and is a predicted model, not a curated record. NCBI's taxonomy places the organism in Eukaryota, Fungi, Ascomycota, Dothideomycetes, Mycosphaerellales, Teratosphaeriaceae.